Messenger RNA from Lucilia sericata (common green bottle fly), 3343 nucleotides. It is a transcript of the gene ple, whose product is annotated as tyrosine 3-monooxygenase. The transcript is spliced from 7 exons. Gene Ontology annotation, biological process: dopamine biosynthetic process from tyrosine. Gene Ontology annotation, molecular function: iron ion binding; tyrosine 3-monooxygenase activity. Gene Ontology annotation, cellular component: cytoplasm; axon; perikaryon. The record is from RefSeq and is a predicted model, not a curated record. The coding region runs from base 614 to 2365 and encodes 583 amino acids. Lineage: Eukaryota; Metazoa; Arthropoda; Insecta; Diptera; Calliphoridae.
UGCAUUGAUUCGCUAUCAUUCGCUCUAAUAACUUGCUUCUUUGGUUGAAAGAAACGUUUAAACUUAAAACAUUUUUUCAAAAGAAAAACUUAUAGCCGAUUGUUUGUAAUUCUUAGCUCUUCAUAUUAUUGCUCUGGAUAUUUUACGAAAGGAUAAAAACGCGUAUUUUUUUAUUUAAACUCGCUAACAAAACGCAAAACGGUGUUUUUAAAGAAAAAAAUAUAACACAAGUGAAAAAUAUCCAAGAUAAAUUAUUUCAAAAAAAGAAAAGAAAAAUUGUGUUUUUCCUGAAUUUAAAAAAAAAACAAAAAUUUUCCUUAAUCUACAAAAGAAAAGCUAAAGCUAGACUUCAACGGCUGUGUUGCAGAAAAAUUUAACAAAUAGAAGCAAGUCCUGUUCUACAAAUAAGCAGUGAAAACCCAUAGUGUUCCAAGUUUUCGAAGGCUUAUUAUUUAAUCUUAGACAAAGAAAUCAACAAAAAGUAUUAAGUGUUUUUAUUCACUAAAUAAAUUUUUGAGAUUUUUUUUGAAAAACAAAAGAAAAUCUUAAAUAAAUACUUUUAAAUCAUCUUUAAAACUACAUAUCCUACAAAAACAACAACAACUAUAACAAAAUGAUGGCUGUAGCUGCUGCUCAAAAGAAUCGCGAAAUGUUCGCUAUUAAAAAAUCAUACAGUAUUGAGAACGGUUAUCCCUCUCGUCGUCGCUCUUUGGUGGACGAUGCCCGUUUUGAAAGUUUGGUGGUCAAACAGACAAAACAAAUUGUCUUGGAGGAGGCUCGCACUAAAGCCAAUGAUGGCACCUUGGAAGAGGCCAUUUUGCAAGCCAAAGGUGAACAUGUACCAAAUCAAGAACAAAUUGAAUUACAAGAUGAACAACAAUUAGAAAAUCUAGAUGUUGUUGAUGAUAUUCAACAGCCCGUUUUUAAUGAAGAUGAUAAUCAUGAUGAUUUACCAGCUGACUUAGAACAAACUCAGGAAAAUGAUUCGCAAGAAUCAACAGAUAAAAAUAAUACAGAGGAUGCUGGUUUAACUGAAGAUGAAAUUGUCUUGGCCAAUGCUGUUUCCGAAUCAGCUGAGGCUGAAAAUGUCAUGCAAAAUGCUGCCUUGAUUGUGCGUCUUAAGGAGGGCAUUACCUCUUUGGGUCGCAUUUUAAAGGCCAUUGAAAACUAUCAUGGUUCCAUACAACAUGUCGAGUCACGUCAAUCGCGCUCGGAUGGUGCCGAUCAUGAUGUUUUAAUCAAAUUGAACAUGACUCGUGGCAAUCUAUUGCAAUUGAUUCGCUCAUUGCGUCAAUCGGGCUCGUUCAGCAGCAUUAAUUUGUUGGCUGACAAUAAUAUUAGCGUUAAGGCUCCUUGGUUCCCCAAGCAUGCCUCCGAAUUGGAUAACUGUAAUCAUUUGAUGACUAAAUAUGAACCUGAUUUGGAUAUGAAUCAUCCUGGUUUUGCUGAUAAAGUCUAUAGACAACGUCGCAAGGAGAUUGCCGAAAUUGCUUUCGCCUACAAGUAUGGUGAUCCAAUUCCCCACAUUAACUACACCGAAGUUGAGAACAAGACCUGGCGUUCUGUUUUCCGCACUGUUAAGGAAUUAUCGCCUAAACAUGCCUGUGCUGAGUAUCGUGCUGCUUUUAAGAAAUUGGAAGAUGAGAAUAUUUUCGUUGAGGAGCAUUUGCCUCAAUUGCAAGAGAUGUCUGAUUUCUUGCGUAAGAAUACCGGUUUCACUUUGAGACCUGCUGCUGGUUUAUUGACUGCUCGCGAUUUCUUGGCUUCUUUGGCUUUCCGUAUUUUCCAGAGUACUCAGUAUGUGCGUCAUGUUAACUCACCCUAUCAUACACCUGAACCCGAUUGCAUUCAUGAAUUGUUGGGUCAUAUGCCCUUGUUGGCUGAUCCCAGUUUUGCUCAAUUCUCACAGGAAAUUGGUUUAGCUUCAUUGGGUGCUUCGGAUGAAGAAAUUGAAAAAUUGUCCACUGUCUACUGGUUUACUGUUGAAUUCGGUCUCUGCAAAGAACAUGGACAAAUCAAAGCUUAUGGUGCUGGUCUCUUGUCCUCCUACGGUGAAUUGUUGCAUGCCAUUUCCGAUAAAUGUGAACAUCGUGCUUUUGAACCCGCUUCCACCGCUGUACAACCCUAUCAGGAUCAAGAAUACCAACCCAUCUACUAUGUAGCCGAAAGUUUCGAAGAUGCCAAAGACAAGUUCCGUCGUUGGGUAUCCACCAUGUCUAGACCCUUCGAAGUGCGUUUCAAUCCCCAUACCGAACGUGUAGAAAUCUUAGAUUCGGUUGAUAAAUUGGAAACUUUAUUGCAACAAAUGAACACUGAAAUCUUACAUUUGACCAAUGCCAUCAACAAGAUGCGUCGUCCCUUUUAAGCUCUCUUUCUUACACACACACAAACAAAGUGUUUAAGUUUGUUUAAGCGAGAGAGAAGUGAGAGUAUGAGAGUUUAACCUUAAAACGUAGCUUCAGUUUUUUUUAAAAGCUCUUUUGUUAUAAUUGUUUAAAAUAUUUUGUGAUCCUUUUUUUUUAAAUUAGUUUAAAUGUUUUGUUAAUUUUUUGCCUUAAAAUGUGUUUCAUUUAACCCUCAAAGUAUUAAAAAUUAACAUUCUUUAAACUUUUUAAAGUUUAGCAAAUUUAAUCCAAAACAGUUACGUUUAUUAUAAUAAUAAUUUUUUUUAAUAAUAUUUAAUUAAUUGCAAAACUCUUAAAGACCCCUUGAAAGUAUUCUUUUAAAUGUACAAUAUUUUAUUAUUAUUAUUAUUUUAUUUUUUACUCAUAGCCAAUCAAUCAUUUCUGUUUCUUUUCCUAAACUUAUUAAUUAUUAUUAUUAUUUUAAUUUAACUCUCCAAAAUUUGUUUGUAGCAUAUUUUUUUAUUUGUCAUUUAAUUUUAUUUAUUUUUUAUGUUUUAUUGUUUAUAAUUAAUUAAUAACUAUUAUUGGACCAAAAAAAUCCUUAGUUUUUAAGUUCUGUUCUUUUAACUCUUUCUUUUUGUCUACUUUUUGCAAAAUUUUUGUUAAAUAUUGUUUUAAUGUUUUAGUUUUAUACACAUUUUAUUUUGGUAAUUUUUUCCUUUAACUUUUUUUGUCUUUGUAUUUUUCUUACUUCAAAGAAAUAUUUGAAAAGAACAAGAAUUUUAAAAAUGAUUUUUUUAUACACACAAUAUUUUAUUAUUUUUAUUAAUUAAUUUUAUAUAAAAUGUAACUAUUAUUUUGUAUUAAAUAGGUAUGUAGUUUUAUGUCUCUAGUAUUAUUUAAGAUUUUUUUUCAAUAAUAAUUAAAAAAUAUAUAUUGAAUUGCAAAAAUAAAGAAAAUAAAAAAAAAAAUAAAAAUGUGUUUUUAUGCGAAAUUAU